UCUCCCCUACACAUCGCGUCCCUGGCGGGGCACGUGGAGGUGGUGCAGAAGCUGGUGGAGCUGGGAGCUGUGGUGAACAUGGGGAACAAGAAGGGGUACUCGCCGUUGCACUGCGCCGCCCUGAUGGGAAACCUGGAAACGUGCAAGAGGCUCGUGGCACUCGGAGCUGAUCUGGGGGCGACCGACAUCUACGGCGACCAGCCUGUG
Molecule: messenger RNA, 207 nt
Organism: Guillardia theta CCMP2712
Lineage: Eukaryota; Cryptophyceae; Pyrenomonadales; Geminigeraceae
Exons: 1
Molecular function (GO): protein binding
Source: RefSeq, a predicted model, not a curated record